Messenger RNA from Sphaeroforma arctica JP610, 1692 nucleotides. RefSeq lists its product as hypothetical. The record is from RefSeq and is a predicted model, not a curated record. The annotation marks the transcript as partial. The transcript has a single exon. NCBI's taxonomy places the organism in Eukaryota, Ichthyosporea, Ichthyophonida.
AUGACUGACAGUAUAGAUCCCACUGUCAGCUUGGGCGUCACUGAUAGCAUGGAUGCAACAGACAGCAUGCAAAUGACUGACGACAUCGGAAGUACCGAGGCGGUAAACGAAAGUGCAUUGAGUGCUGAUGCCAGUACAGCAGAGGUCAUGGAGGUUGGCAGUGGGCUCGCUGCUGCCACAGACUUAGCAUCAAACCUAGCAUCAGAUACAUCGGAUAUGGGAGCGUCAAGUGGUGAUGCAGGUGCCAGUGCACCUACCGCAAGUGACGACACUUCUCCAGAAAGUGCCAGCGCGGCUGCUCCAAGUGAAAGUGUUUCUGAUGCAACUAUGGAUGAUGGCUCGCGGGAUAUCUCCGACGGUGCAGAUGAUGGUGUAUCAGCCUUAGCCAGUGAACUUGAAUCAAUGGCAACAGAUGCUGUGGAUUUCGCUUCAGAUGCAUCAGAAGCCGCUGACAAUGCUGCUUCGGCCGCGAGCGAAGCGGCAGCCGGUGACUCCGCAACUACUGCAAACCCUACAGUUACAAUAAAUUCGGCAACCGACGUCACUACUUCAACGGACGAUGCUGCUGCAACAGGCGCUGGUGUUAGUGACAAUGCCGGUGCAGUCGCAUCGGAUGUCGCAAGUGACAUCGUCUCAGACGUUGCCAGUUUAGAUGGCUCAAACGUAGGUACCGACGAAACCUCAGACGCAGGAUCAGAAUCAGCUCAGGCUACGGACGACUCCCCGAAUAUCCCUGGACGUAUUCCCGGAGGUGUGGACGGUGGGGUAUCAUCUCUCGCCAGCGAAGCUGAGUCUGUAGCAACUGACGCUGUGGACGGCGAGACAGAUGCUUCCGCUGCCGCGAGCGAUGCCGCCUCGGCGGCUAGCAGUGCAACAGGGGCAGCGAGUGACGCAAUUGAAAUGGCAACUGAAGCUAUUGGUGUGGGCGCGUCCGUCGAUUCAACAGAACAGGCUGCUGCAACAGGCGAGAGUGACGGUGCUGCUGCCAGUGAUGAUGCGACAGAUGUGGCUGGGGAGAGUGCCAGCGCACCUGUCGCAAGUGGCGCUGCUAGCGAAGAAACUAGCGACGACGCAGUUGCACCUGUCGCAAGCGUUGCUGCUUCUGAAUCGGCUUCUGCUGAGCCCACGGAUGACAUUCGAGAUAUUACAGAUGGCGCAGAUGAUGAUUUAACUGCCUUAGCCAGUCAGGCAGAGUCAGAAGCAACGGACGCUGCAGAGGCAGCAACAGAUGCAGUUGCUGCCGCUAGCGAUGCCGUCUCGGCAGCUGAAAUUGCAACAGUGGCAGCGAGCGAAGCUAUUGAACUAAUAACUGAAGCCAGUGCACCUGCCGCAAGUCAGGAUGCCUCAGAUGCUGCCAGUAUCGAUAUGUCAGAGGCUGCCUCCGACAUAGCCUCUGAUGCGGCUAGUGAUAAUGCGGCAAGUGCAGAACCAGCAUCUGCCGAGCCCACGGACGACUCUGGAGACAUACCUGGUAUAAUUCCUGACGGUGCAGAUGCUAUUAUGUCCUCGCUAGCCAGCGAAGCUGAGUCGGCAGCUACUGACGCCUUGGAGAAAGCAACAGAUGCCUCUGCCGCCGGUGCUUCAACAGAAGCCGUUGCUGCUACAAGCGAGGAUACAUCUGUCGCAGUCAGUUCCGAUGCGUCCGAAUCUGAAGAAGACGAUGCGCCAAGUGGCGGAGUUGUAUCCGCAUCC